AUUGGCUAUUACCCUAUAAAGGUAGGAGAGAGAGACGAUGCAAUAUUUCUUUUUGAACAAUUCCUUCUUUACCUACUCCUUUAAUACCAGUAAUUCAUUCUUCUAAAGAUAAAAAAAUAAAUAAAUGUUUAUCCAUUACCCUAUAGUAUAGGGCUUAUACUAUAGUAGUAAGUCCCCUUUUUAAAGCCCUAGAAAUCAAACCCCACUCCCCAGACUUUGCUUUCUUUCUCAGUAAUAACAAGUCACAAGACACUAUUUUUACAUACAUAUCUUUUUGACAGUUGCCACUUUACUGGUCUAUAAUGGAGUCUUGUUUGUCAGUGAAUGAAUGGCUGUAAAGACCAAGUCAGUCUUCUACUUUUUACAUCUUUAUCUCUCCUUCACUGCUAUGCUCAAUUAGAAAUAAUGGAUUGAUUCUUGCUCCAAAUUUGAUGUCUUUAUCUUGGUUUCAUUUUUAACUACAUAUCCCUCCCCAAAACCAUCACACUCGUUUUCUUUUUCUUUCUUGGAGUUUUUUCAUAUCUUGAUACGACUACAUUUUCUGCUUCCUACUUGUAGUAGCAAUCAAACUUUAAUUUCACACCAAAAGACAAAGAAACUGUCAUCUUUAAUCUUUGUCUUCCUACUGCGGUUCUCCUCUUCAGUAUCAGACUUUGCAUAUUUUGAAACUUACAUAGGUGGGGAUGAGCAUGAAAAUGAGGUUUUGAUUCUUGGCGUUAGGGACAAGAUAAAGACACUUUGUAACUUUGCAAUUAGAGUGUGGUUAGUGGAAGGCAAUUUUGAUUAAAGUUAAUUUCAAGUGUGUGAUCGAUGGAAUCAUCAUCCUCAUCCUCAUCCUCGUCUAAGAGGGCAAAAGCACCUGGCAAUAUUGCUCAAGUAGCUCAUUGCUUGGUUGAUGGAUGUAAUGCAGACCUUAGCCAAUGCAGAGAGUAUCACCGCCGCCAUAAAGUUUGUGAGGUCCAUUCAAAGACUGCCAAAGUCACCAUUGGGGGUCGAGACCAACGCUUCUGUCAGCAAUGCAGCAGGUUUCAUUCCUUGGUAGAAUUUGAUGAUGGAAAGAGAAGCUGUCGGAAACGUUUGGAUGGACAUAACAGGCGUCGAAGGAAACCUCAGCCAGAUUCUAUGGCCAAAACUUCUGGAUUACUUUUUACUGGCCAGCAAGGGACGAAACUUCUGUCAUUUAGCAGUCAACAAAUUUUUCCAAGUGCAGCUGCAUGGGCUGGCGUAGUCAAAACGGACAGCGAAAUGGUAUUAUACAACAACCAAUCGCAUAUAAAUUGCAUGGACAAUCAAAACUCGUUCCCUGAUUCUUCAGCUCGUAGCUACAAAGGAGGAAAUCAAUUCCAGUUCAUGCAAGGCAGUGACCGUAGUCUCCCUGAAGCUUCAAUCUACCAGCCACUUGUUGAUCAUCCCAAUUCUGCAGUAGCAGCAGCAGUUCCUAGCAGCGGACAAAAGAUCUUCUCCAGUGGAUUGAACGAAAUUGUGGACUCUGAUCGUGCUCUCUCUCUUCUGUCAUCAGCACCCGCUGUAACUAGGGAGAUUGGUUUUAGUCACAUGGUGCAGCAGCCUGCCACUAUCCCCCGGCCCCAGUCACAAUCUGUCGUUCAUAGCCUGCACUAUGGUGGUCUAAGCCAGUACCCUUUUGCUCAAGAUUUCAAUAGCCAACCUCAAGAUUCUGCUGCAGAUUCACAUGUUAGCAACAACAGCUCUCUGCAUUUCCAUGAUAUGUUACAAAAUGGAGCAGAUGGAUCAUCUACAAGUGGUGGCUGUCAGCAAACACUAGCCUUUAUGUGGGACUAAAUACUCAGGAUAUCUAAAUUUGGUCUCUGUUAACAUCAAGAAAAUUCCUUCCAAGCAAAUGUUAUUCCCAUUAAGAAUGUUUAGCUUCUAAUUAGCGACAUAAUUUCUUCUCUAAAAGGGUCGAAUGUCAGUAAGAUCCUAUCAUGAAGUUAUUUGUGACAAAGGUUGACUUUUGUGUGAAAUAUGAGUUGACCAUUUUAUA
Messenger RNA from Nicotiana tabacum (common tobacco), 2002 nucleotides. RefSeq names its product squamosa promoter-binding-like protein 16. Gene Ontology annotation, cellular component: nucleus. The record is from RefSeq and is a predicted model, not a curated record. Gene Ontology annotation, molecular function: DNA binding. Lineage: Eukaryota; Viridiplantae; Streptophyta; Magnoliopsida; Solanales; Solanaceae.